This is a messenger RNA of Histoplasma mississippiense, 3072 nucleotides long. RefSeq lists its product as hypothetical. The coding region runs from base 1 to 3072 and encodes 1023 amino acids. The record is from RefSeq and is a predicted model, not a curated record. Lineage: Eukaryota; Fungi; Ascomycota; Eurotiomycetes; Onygenales; Ajellomycetaceae. The transcript is spliced from 3 exons.
AUGAUCGUCCGCCGGAAUUCCGACCUGGAAAUGCAUCUCCCUGAUGCGGCCCAGGCCGCCCCGUCCACCGCUGCCAACGAAGCCGACGUAGAUAUGUCAUCAGACGACCCGAACAAUGUCAGCGCCUUACCAGCUAAACUUGCCGCCCGUUUCUACCAAAAAUCAAAUGGCCGUAGACGCGCUUCUACCACUUCCUCCCGCCGCAGCUCGAUAUCCUCAUUACACUCAAAUAUAUCUGCCCACGGGGGACCCCACAGUGAUCAUGUUGCGCAACACCUACGCCGUGCAUCCAUCAUCGAAUCCCGUAAAGCGCGCCUUGCUGACCGCGCAGCACAUGCGGAAAAGGUGCGACUUCGUGCUGCGCUUGCGAAGAAUGAGUCCAAACACAUCUUGCGGGAGGAAAGGGCAUUGGCUGCGCAGCAGGCGCGUGAGAAGUUGCUGGCCGAAAUUACCGCCAAGUGCGAGGAGGAGGUUCGAAGAGCAAAGAAGAAAGCUGAGGAUAUGAAGGAGAGGAAGGCGGCGGAACACGCUAGGCAGCGAUUGGAGAUGGCGGAGAAAUUUGCAGAGGCAGAGAAAAGAAGGCUGCUUUAUCAGCAAAAUACACGGCGGCCACGAACCACGAGUCUUGCAGCAGCUGAGGAGAAGAAGCUCGCGAAGGUGGCCGUCAAGCAGAUGAGCCGGACUAGUGCUACGCGGAUUAUCCAGCGGGCAUGGCGCAACCACUAUGCCCGCACCGUUACCAGGGAAUUCCGGGAGGUUGAUCUUUCAUUGGAGCGCAUCCGCGCUUUGAGUUUUGAGGAAGUUGGGGCGUUGCUCUCUGAGGAGAAACUCUUGACUGUGACGGCCAAGGUUCUCCGGCUGUGCGGUUUACAGGAUACAGAAGGCGGUGCCAUGGGUGAACGUGGCGCUGUCCGUACAUUCCUUAGCAGUUAUUUGAUCUUGGCCCAUCCAGCACAAGUUCUAAGCAGCAAUGGAGAACAGGAGCAGGAUCUUAUUGCAAAGGGUCGUGAUUUGCUAGUUAUUUUUGAGCAAGUUAUUUCUCAAUUAUCGGCUAUUGGGGUAUGGCCUGCCUCGCUUACCACCGAUCUUCAGGCGUUGUCGGAGUCCUAUAAUACAUUCUUUUCUGCAUUCCACGCCUGGAAGACUCACGACUCCUCAGUCUUGAUCGAAAUCAUGCUAGCACAAUUCAUUGAGCUAGAGCUCAUCUGGCAGACGGUCAAGGAUGACCGUGAAGGGGGUGCUGCGGAUGACUAUCAGAAAGGCAUUCGCCAGAAUCAAAUUUUGUUGCUUGCACGUCUUAAGAGACUGGCAGGUGCCGAGAAGGCGAUGUCAAUGGUGAAACAGGCUUUGAGGAAAUCUAAACGGGACAAGUUGAAAAAUGGAGCUUCGCAGCAGUCUAUCCCCCGCGCCACGAGUGUGCCUCCAUCUACAGAGUUGCUCCCAGAGCCUGCAAAGUCACCUAUUUGCGAAUCGUUCUCCACCGCAGAUAACUUGGCUCUCGCCCAGCUGGAUCAGCAGGAAAUGACUCCCCGCGAUCGUUUUGCGAAGGCCUUGACCGCUCUUCCGGAUAAUAGGGCGCUUGUGCACGAGCUUUUGAUAAACAGGGAGUACAAAAUUGAUCAAGGGCCAUAUACAGCCAUACGACGCCAGAUCAUGAAUCUUAUGUGUGAGAUGAUGAGGAAAGAUAUCGCAAAAGGGCUGGGGACUACUUGGACGGUAGCGAUGGCCAGCGUCAUUCAGGACAGACUGCUUCGUUCCCUAAGACCUGGAAAUUCGUUACAUGUUUUGAUCAGCGAGGUCCUCGACCCGAAAUAUGUUGAAAACCAGUGUAAUGCAGGCACUUUUUCGUACGAUGCAUUUUUUGAGUUCAUGAGCAAUAUUCUACCGAAGCUUUGUGCUCCAUACCGCGAUCCUGAAGUCAAGGCCUUUGCCUCUGACACUUCGGGCGAUGCAAUUGACCGCCUUGCGAGAUUAAUGGGCAUCAUCGAUCUUUUAUCCUUAGAUCAUACCAAUUUUCUGCUCCAUGUUGCGGCUCCGCAGCUCAUCCAGGAAGGACCAGGAUACGAGCAGCGAGUGUUUUCGCGACUUUUGCAGGAAGGGGUUAUCACCCUUGAGAGGACCCGGGAAUUCUGGCGUGUGAACCGCAAGACAAUCAUCGAGGACAUGAAGAAACGUGACCCGGACAAUAUGAAUCUGGAUUAUAAACCACCCGCAGCCAAGAUCUACGCACAGGGCAUCGUUGACUUGGUCUUAAGCAACAGACGUCUAUCUCCCGAACUCAUUCCUGAAACCUUAGAUAUGGAUCGCGGACACCUUGAGCAAAUUCGUUCACGUGCCUUCAUGAUUGCAGCUACCGCCUCGAUCCUGCUCAGCGCCAAGAAUCUCCUCAAACGCGACGUCCGCUCACAAUGGAAGAGCGAAGCAGAACGAAUCAUGACCCUUGAUUUCAACGACAUAAAACCGGAGCGCGUCCAGUCAAUCCUGGAAUCUUCUCACGCCAUGCCCGCAUCAACACGGGCGCAGCUAUUUUCCACUAUUAAACGCGUUCUCAGCCCUGCGACUGCAGCGUCUAUCACGGCCACGGCCACAGCUGCAGCCUCGAACUCCUCGGCCAUCUCUAUUUCACCUGAUACAAUCGCAUUACUUUCCCCUCCUCACUCCUCCCCCUCUUCGUCCUCAUCACCAUUUUCAGGCUCAGACACGGGCAACAACACCAAUGCCACAAACGUAGACUGCUUCACCGACCCGGUGACAAAACUGAUGCUCUCACGACUACGAGCACACGUUCUCGCGCGCCUCAGCGCGUCGAGCGCCAGUGAGCGGGUGCGGACGACAGCGACGGCGAGCCAAAGUCUGGCUGCGGCGGGGAUGCCGGAGUUUGUGAAUGAGGUGGGGAAGAUUGUGGAGAGCUUAGGGAAGCUUUGGUUAGGAUUCGAGAGUGUUGAUUCAGAAAGGGGCGAAUUGCUCUACCUCAACCUCACGGGAGACGAUGAACAGCUGUAUGGUGGUAUUUCUUUAUUCAAAGACCAAAAUAGAUCGUUGACAGUGACAUCAUCGUUUAUGCUUAUCUGA